Eimeria necatrix is the source of this 1905-nucleotide messenger RNA. RefSeq lists its product as hypothetical. NCBI's taxonomy places the organism in Eukaryota, Apicomplexa, Conoidasida, Eucoccidiorida, Eimeriidae. The annotation marks the transcript as partial. The transcript is spliced from 6 exons. The record is from RefSeq and is a predicted model, not a curated record.
GGUGUAGGAUUAGAGGCUUGGGUGGUCAAGUGGAUGUGGGACAACAGCAGCGUAAUAGUCGAGGUUGUUGGCGACUUCUCUUCACCGCCAUGGACAAAGAGGCACUUGAUGACGUACUGCCACAUUCGCGAAUGCUUCGUUUUGGCCCUCCCCCGCCGCCCCGGGCGCCACGAGUUGAAGUUCAUAGUUAACGGCCGCUACGUCUGCGACGGCAGCCAGACGGUCAUAGCAGAUGGCAGCGGACACUUCAACAACUUGAUCCGCGUCAGGCCCGCCGCGCCGUCGCAGUUUCGUCUUAUUCGUGAACGUCUGGCGAAGCUGAAGACAAAAAGAAUUCAAAUGGAAAGAUCUCUUUCUUCACCAGCUCUCCCCUUCCCGCUGCGGCCGGGGGCCCCCCAGCAGGGGCCCCCUGAGGGGGCCCCCCAGCAGGGGCCCCCUGAGGGGGCCCCCCAGCAGGGGCCCCCUGAGGGGCCCCCCCAGCAGGGGGCCCCCUCUGGGGCCCCCCAGCAGGGGGCCCCCCAGCAGGGGGCCCCCCAGGGGCCCCCGCAGCAGGGGGCCCCCCAGCAGGGGGUUUCUCUGCAGGGGGCCCCCCAGGGGUCCCUGCAGCAGGGGCCCCCACAGCAGGGGGCCCCCCAGCAGGGGGUGUCUGUGCAGGGGCCCCCCAAGGGGCCCCCGCAGCAGGGGGGGGCCCCCCAACAAGGGGGAGGGGGCCCUAAGGGACCUGGCCUAGAGGGGGGCCCCCCCGCAGCCGCGGAUGCGCAGCGGGGCCCUGGCCCCUCCAGCAGCAGCAAGACGCAUAUCAGUGCAGCAGGACCUGCCGCAGCAGCAGCAGCAGCAGAGUGCCUGUCUCCUCCUUGGCAGCACUCCGGCAAUCUUGAGUCUGUGGGGGGCCUCUCAGACCGCCGCAGCAGCAGCAGCAGCAGCAGGAGAGACAGUUUGCUGUCGAACCGCAGCUCAGCAACAGCUCCCGGAGACGUCAGCAGGGAGCAGCAUUUGCUGCUGCAGCAGCAGCAGCUGCUGCAGCAGCAGAUGCUGCUGCUGCAGAGGCCCGAGGCUGCAGACCCGCACAGAGAAGAGGCCGCCACUGCUGCAACGCGUGCUGCUGCUGCUCUUGCUGCUGCUGCUGCAGUCGAAGAGGCGGCGAACGACCCUUUGCUGCAGCAAGGGCUGCAGCAGCAGCAGCAAGACUCAACAGCAGCAGCAACUCCCGGAUACCUUUUGCCAGAAGGUGCUGCUUCUGCUGCUUUUAUUGGCGCCGACCCAGCAGCAGCAGCAGCAGCAGCAGCAGCAGCAGAAGCACCGCUGCCUGCAGCAGUGACUGCAGCACAGCAGCCAGGACGGCCCCCGGGUACUCCAGCUGCACCCGCAGCAGCAGCAGCAGCAGCAGCAGAAGCAGCAGCAGCAGCAGCAGAAGCAGCAGCAGAUGCUCCUACGCCUCAAGAAGGCAGCAGCAGCAAAGAGACCGAGGCAGCAGCAACACUGCCUGCUGCUGAGGCCCCGCUGCUUGGAGGGGCUACCAAAAAAGCAGCAGCAGCAGCAGCAGCAGCAGCAGCAACUGAAGACUUUCAGCCCAACACUGCAGAGCAGCAGAAGCAGCAGAAACAGCACAAGACAGAGCAGCAGCAGAAGCAGCAGAAACAGCACAAGACGGAGCAGCAGCACGAGCAGCAGCACGAGCAGCAGCAGCAGCAGCAGCAGCAGCUGCUGCAGGAGCUGGCAAGCGAUACUGAGCAGUGGCCGUCGCUAGAGGUCUCGAAAUGCCUAGGCAGUUUGUCAACUGCAGCAGCAGCAACACCAGCAGCAGCAGUAGCAGCAGCAGCAGCAGCAGCAGCAGAGGGCUGCAGCAGAGGCACAAGGCGGAGACCCCGGGGCAGCAAAAGGAGACAGAACAACGGCCAGCGCUGA